Durusdinium trenchii is the source of this 1965-nucleotide messenger RNA. The record is from the annotation of a GenBank genome assembly. Lineage: Eukaryota; Dinophyceae; Suessiales; Symbiodiniaceae.
AUGAGUCAACAGCUGGGAUACCGUCCGGUGCAUGUUUGCUCGGGGUGCCUAUCGUGGGUUCGGCGUCCAAGAUUGUAUUGGAGCAACGUGGCGUUGGAUGACCGUGCCAGUUAUCAGCUGAACCAUCACGAGCUCUAUGAUGCGUUAGAGUUUAAUGAGGAGUUGGAGCCUCUGGGGUCGGUCUGUGAUGAAGGGUGGUUUUGGCCGGCAGCGGAGGUCAAUAAGAACCCUCGGUUGCCGACUUUUACACUUCCACGGAGGAAUCCGCCCAAGGAGCCAGCGGGGCUGCAGUCCUGCGAUCCGAGCACAAUAGACAGAUGGAAGGAGGACAGGAUGAAGUUUCCUCCAUACACCUACCGACCCGAGUUCCUUUUUCACCAUGCCACGGGAGAAGAAGUGAAGCGCGUGGCAUCCGAAGCAGAGACGGAGGAGGAAAAGAGGAAGCAGAUGGUGGCUCGAGAAGCGGCUAUCGGAAAUAGCUUCCACACUGUGGUCGUGGCUUGCUCGAUGGACCUGUGGUUAUGGAAGAAGCAAGCCCGAACUGAUCCGAAGGGAGCCAGCGCCAUAGUGAAAAGAUGGCACGAGGAGACGGCAGUCAGGAGGUUCAAUGACAUUGGAGAAAAGGAUGAUGCCACGACGCAUGUUAGCGAGAGUGAGAGAGACAAGGAGGAGGAAGAAGCCCUGGUGCAGUUGGUCCGGAACCCAAAGCGCGAACAAUGGCUUCGUCUGGCUGGACAUAGUUUUGGCAAGGGUGGAGGAGGAGCCUGCUUGUUGAAUGUCCGGCUGAUUCACCAAUAUCUUCGGAGGAUGGAAUUUCGUGGAAGCGAUGUUCGGUUGGACCUGCAGGUCGUGUACCGUCCGGAUGCUGUGGUCCGCGCGACAGUUGAUCCAGGCCGAUGGGUUUGGAAGACGGCCCAAUCCUACAAGUGGUUCCUCCACCUACCGGAUUCCCAGAUCUGCCUGGCUGCACUGACGAAAGGUCGGAGCAGCUCGAGAAAGAUCAAUCGCAUUUUGCGGAAGACCUCAGCCUUGUGUGCUGAAAGGCAGAAAGUGGGAAGGUUGUCAGAGCAAAGAGUUUCACAAGCAACUGCAGAAAGAUAUGCCGUUGCCUUGAGUACCUUUGUGGGAACCCCAGAGGUAGAGCUGCUGAAACGAGCAGACCUUGAGUCAGUGCUUUGUCAAUAUGUUGAGUUCCUCUGGGAGGAAGGAGAUCCCAAGACGAUGGCCAAUUAUGUGAUGGCGGCCGUUCAGUAUCGAAGGCCAGAGCUCAGACGAAACUUGAAAGGAGCAUGGCAGCUGGUUUCCUUAUGGAAUAAGUUGGAGCAACCCUUGCGGGCUACGCCCCUUAGUCCUGAAUUAGUGUUGGCUUUUGCUGGAACACUAUGGCAGUGGCAAUGGCCUCGCUUAGCCCAGCUUACCAUGGUAGCCUUUUGUGGUCUCCUACGGGCGGGAGAGAUGUUUCAACUUCAGCGGCAAGAUGUGGUGCUGCCACGAAAGGAAGGACAGUCCGCGAUCCUCUUCCUGCGUGACACGAAAACGUCACAACGAAAUUUUUUGAGGAGCGAGAAGGUACUCAUUCCUGAGAAAAGCGGCAUUACUUGCUUGCGCGCUCUUUGUCAGAGACGCAAGCCUGAAGAAAAGUUGGCGGAUUUUUCCCCUGCUGCUUUCCGGUCACUAUGGAAAGAGAUUGUGCAUCACCUCGGCCUGGAAAGCUUCAACUACCUUCCUUACAGUCUGAGACGGGGGGGGGCACUGCAGCCUAUGUUCAGGGCGUGCAAUUUGAUCAGCUUUUGGCCAAAGGCCGCUGGCAACAUAUUGCCACUGCACGUCUUUACCUCGAUCAAGCCCUUCAAGAAUACACUGCUCUUGUCCUACCACAAGCCCUGGGACGCGUGGAGGAGGGGGCAAGGAGGACUUGAUCGGGUAGAGGGCAUAGGAAAUGCCUUUUGUUCAGCAGGCACUUGA